AUGUCCAAUACCCUAAAUACGCAGGACCUCCCACCCGAAGGAGGAUUUCCCUCUGUUCGCUACCAGCGAAACCUUCCCAAGAGAGGCCCGAGUGGGUCUGUGCUAUUGUUGGGAGUUACUUUGAUAUCAGCAUAUGGACUUUACAGACUAGGGCAGACGAAUCUGGAGAGGAGAAACAUACCAACGUCUAAACUCUUCUACCGCGACAGAGAACUUGACAGAGAGAAAUACUGGUCACGCAUCCACCUUAUUCCUCUCCUCCAAGCAGAAAUGGAUCGUGAUCUUUAUCGACGCACGCUUGCAACUCAAGCACGCGAACAAGAAGUUAUGAGCGAUGUGCCUGGAUGGAAAGUAGGCGAGAAGGUAUAUCAUACUAAGCGAUACGUCAAACCAACAGUUGUUGUUAUCGACGAGUAG
Messenger RNA from Paraglomus brasilianum, 417 nucleotides. NCBI's taxonomy places the organism in Eukaryota, Fungi, Glomeromycota, Glomeromycetes, Paraglomerales, Paraglomeraceae. The record is from the annotation of a GenBank genome assembly.